CCCGGCCGCAACCGAUGCCCUUGUAAUGGCAGAAUACUAAACAGAGAAUAAGCAAAAUGAGAUUCACUUUUGACCUAGGAGAACCAGACUGCGACGCUGAAAAUCGUCAAUCUAUAACUCCACCGUCAAACACCACUCCUAAAGAAGAAUCACAGUGGAUACCUUUGCAAAACCACCCUGUAUUCACCACCGCAGAUGUUGUUGCCGCCCAAACAUUCAGGAGCUUCAAAAUGCCAAAAAACCUUCUGGCAUGGGACGGAGCAUCUAGGCUCUACUAUUGGGACCCUUCCAAACGCUGCCUGCACAGAAUCUCCAUUCGGUUGGGUGAACCCGACUCAAGUGUCAUCCUUGCUUCUUCUCCAUCUAAGGUGUUGCAAGCAGAUGUGCAAAUACAUUUUGAGGUUGACAAGAUUUCCAUUAAUAGAAAUGGGUCAGCCAUAUUAUUAGUCGGCAUGGAGGGUUUGUGCAUCAUGUAUCUUUAUGGUCGGACUUCAACUACAAAAGAGCACACAAUUACUUGCAGGUAUAUUUCUCAUAGCGUGAACUUGUUUUGAACAAAUUAGUUGGGAUCAAGCUCAUCAUUAUGAAUCUAUGAUCAGUGGCGUAGCUAGAGGAUGAAUCUAGGGUGGAUCGGAUAAAAAAUUCAUCCAUAUAAAUUUUCAUACCGAUUUUUUACAGUAAAGUUAAAGUUUUUUGCCAAAAUUGGGGUGGGUUAGGGCACGGGUUGGCUUCUUGGCUCUGCCCAUGCCUAUGAUGAUGAUAUACCCAGUGGCGGAGCUAGCUCGGGGUUGUUGGAGGGCCACCCGGAAGCACCUCAAAUGGAGGCGGCCGGAAUGCAGUUCCGGUCAAGUAGGCCUGACAGGAACACUCACAGACAUAUAUCCUUUUAUCCUUUUUAUCUUAUACUUUUUAUAAUUUUAUCUUUGUUGUUAUGUCUUUCUUAUGCUAUUUAUCCUUUUUAUCUUAUACUUUUUAUACUUUUAUCUUAUCAAAUUUAUCUUUAUCUUUUUUAUAUCUUAUAUUUAUCUUUCUUUUAUCUUUAUCUUAUAUUUUGUCUUUUUUAUCUUACCUUAUUUUUUUUUAUCUUUCUUAUCUCUCUUAUCUUGUUAGAUCCGAUUUCAUGUGUCGGUUCAUGUUAGUCAAUCCCAAACUCAUUUGGGACUAAGUCUUGACUCUUGGAUGUUGUCGAUGCUGUUGGUCCAGUGUUGUGAGAUUCAGUCUUUUCAGCAGAAUAACUCUUGCAGAGUGUGUCCUUGUUGUAGAUGUAAUGCAAGUUAAGACAUAUGAAGGGAAGAGCUGAUUUUUUUCAUCACUGUGUGUAUGACUGUAUGCAAAUCUUAACUUAAACAUGUAUAUUGAUGAACAUGCUAAAUAACUUCUAUCCCAAUUUACUUCUCGCAGGACUGUUUCAGCUGGCUCAGAUAUUUACUUCACCGGGAAAAAAUCCAUACACACAUUACAAGUAUCUUGGCACCCCUACAGUGACACCCAUUUGGGAAUCCUCUCUUCAGAUUCAGUCUUCAGAAUUUUUGACUUAUCCUCAGCACUUUCACAACCCGAACAAGAGUAUUAUCUGCAGCCAAUAGAGCGUGGUACGUCUUGUGAUGCCGCUGCUCUCUGUCCUGUAGAUUUUUCUUUUGGAGGUGAUCACCUGUGGGAUAGAUUUAGUGUUUUUGUGCUGUUUAGUGAUGGCUCUGUUUAUGUCCUGUGUCCUGUUGUUCCUUUUCGAAGUGUGUACAAAUGGGAAUCCAUAUUGGAAUUAUACAACGAUGUUCAUGCAUUUGGAUUAAAGUCUACAACUUCAAGAGCAAAUACAAAUUCUAAUUUUGCCAUAACUUGGUUAGAAGCAACAUUUACCGAAUUAAGUCAUGUAGAUGUAAAAAGUGGAAAUCUUAUUGCACUUCAAGCUCAACCGUAUGCUUUAUUUGAUGCCUCGGUUGCAUUGCAGGGACCUCUGUGCAAAUUUUCUAAUAACACAGAAGAUCCUCAAGUUCAAUCAGCUAUAUGUGAAGGAAGAGCUGUCAGCUUUCUUUAUAGUGCAGUCAGCAAAGAUUCAAUUCUUGUAACUGCCUGGAGUGGUGGGCAACUCCAAAUAGAUGCUUUAGCUGAUGAAAUCCAGCCUGUUUGGAAAGUGGGCAACCCAGCCCGUCUUUGCGUCGAUUCCAAUGAUUGUAUAGUGGGCCUUGCCAUGAUUUCCGAACUUGCACAUGGUGAUGAUCACUCUUUUUUGAAGUCUGAUUUACCACCACUUUUGAGGCUGGCUAUAGUGGAUCUAUGUCUACCUAAAAAACCUGGUUAUACGAUAUCGAUGUGUGUUGACCCUCUGAGGUCAGAAAGAAUAUAUUGUGCCCAUGCUGGUGGGGUAGAUUCGGUAGUGUUGCAUUUCCUUCCCUUCACAAACCAGAAUAUUGACAAGGAAGGAUUUAUGAAAAGCCCGUCUGUUCAUUCCGUUCUCAUUACUUGCCAGGGAGAAUCAUCACUCCCUUCCCCAUUAUGCGCUUUCUUAGCUUUGUCAGACCCGUUUGGAGACUCUUGGAUUGUGGGGAUUACUUGUAAUUUUCAGUGCAUUGUAUUGGAGGCGGAAACGUGGAAUGCAAUGCCUCAUGUUGUUGAUGAGGUGUGGGGACCCACUGGCCCAGGACUGUCGAAAGACACGAGCGGCCAAACUAUUAUAAGUAGAGAACUCUUUACUGGGCCUAAGCUUAUUCUUUUGCCGCCUUCUUCAGAAGAUCUACAUUGUGUUACAUCAGAUUCAAUUGAAGGCCGGGCUACACUGCAUCAGUACUUCAAGCAUUUCCAUGAAAAUUAUGUGGAAUAUGCACACAAGGUGCACUUUGAACUUAAGCAUCAUGCACCUCACUUGAAGAAGAUAAUUGAUGAGCAGCAUUCUCGAUUUCAAAAAUCACAACAGAAGCUUGUGAAAGUUGAAAAGAAUCAGGAAAUAUUAGACAACCGUUUUGAGCACGCAGUUCAGCGUCAUGCUGCCAUAGUAGAAAAAUUGCAAAGGCUGAGAUCUUUGCCAGUAGCUCACAAUCGAUCACUAUCAAGAGCUGAGCAAGUUUUCAAGUCAGAAAUUGAGAAAAUGCAGGGCAUUGAGUUGGAUGUGCUGCGCUCAUCCAUUGAAGCACUGAAUGCGAGGUUGAUGCGGUACAAGCAUUCAAUUGAGCAAAACCAAGUCAACGAGAAGAGAGAAACUUCAAGCUGGAUGAAAAGUCGUCACGUCUUAGAUAAUCAAAUGUCACAGCUGAAAGCCUCACUUGAAAAGCUCUCCCUCACCAACAGUGAAAACACCAAAAAAGUUAAACUCGUUGAGUCGGCACUAAGAACACUAAAAGUAUGAGUGCGUGAAAUUAUUAGAACCCCAUAGUUCAACGUCAACGCUGUAUUAGCACAUGUGAAUUGCCAUUUGUGUAGGGAUUUUUUCAGUCUCUUAUUGCUUGGCUUCGUGAUUUUUAAUGUAGGGUUGGCCAGAUGUGCACUUUGAGGUGCUUUAAAUUUGCUUCUUUUGUGUGUUCCACUAGAAUGCAUUAAUUAGAUUGAGGCCUAUCGCCCAAAUGGUGGGCUGUAGUGUGGGC
Messenger RNA from Cuscuta epithymum, 3575 nucleotides. Lineage: Eukaryota; Viridiplantae; Streptophyta; Magnoliopsida; Solanales; Convolvulaceae. The record is from the annotation of a GenBank genome assembly.